GCGAACGUCGUCUGCAGGUCCUCGAAGACAGAACGAGGACGAUAAUACGGAAGAUUGUCAGGGCAGUGGCGCGAAUACCUCGCCACCCCUCUUCCGCUGAUCGAGGAAGUAGAUGGAGAAGAGUGGGGUAUCCUUACAGGCUUAGAGGAUUCCCGGUAUCAUCCAGAUAUGCCAGAGGAUCGGUUGUGGUGGACGCUAACAACUGCCGCUUCGACCAUCUGGUUGUUGGUGUCGCAAAAAUGAGCUUGGCCCUUCAACGACGAUUCCAAUGUGGCGUUGCCGUUUUGAUCCAGACACAACCUUCACGCGGACCUCAAGAGCGUCGCGGACUUCGAGAGUUUGUUCCGAGACUAGCAGAGCGUCUACCGCCUGGUCUUUCGGAGUUGACCCUCUUACACUGCAGAUCUCAAUUUUUUCAAACCGGGUUGACGGAAACAGGAAACUGAUCUCCGACUUUGUGGGAUUCUUGCGCUUUGUUCGAAAUGGCAUUACUCAUUUGCGAGAGAGGAACGAGUGCUGGCUUGAGGACGAGGAGUGGGCUUCGGGGAAGCAGUCAAACCAGUACGACAGUGGACAAGCCGCGCAUGGCUACGACGCUUCGGGUUGGUGGAGUAGCAGCGAUUAUAUUAUCAAAACCACACUCAAAAUCUGGGGAAAUAUGAAAACUAGCACUAUUUCUUAGCGCUCGAUGCACGUUCCACGAAGAGUUAUUCCUUUGAAGACGACGAUGAAGAAUGGUGGGAUGAUGAUUGGACUGAAAGUAGUGCUCGAAUCAAGGAACCCGUUUGAUGCCACAAUUAGUAACUGGGAUCUACCAGGUUCGCCCUCUACUGGUGAUGUUGACAAGACGGGCUUCGAUUUCCAUCUCCAACGUGCUGCUGUGCCACAGCAGCACGUUUUGCAUCCUUUUCACGACAAUAAAGCCAGCAUGGCACGCGGCAUCCCGUUAGCUGCUAUGUCACAGCGAAACACUUGUUCUAUGUUCGUGCAAAAUCACAACGAUAAUAGUGCGAUGUUGAUGAAUACGGGUCCGGCUGCGGGUCCGGGUGCUCCUAACAUGCCGUUAGGUGCCUCUAACAUGCCAUUAGGUGGAGCAGGACCUCUUAAUCCUUUACAACCUCUACAACAACACGGCAACAUCAACUUCUACAAUACCAAUGCUUCUCCCAUCCUUCCUCCCGGUCCUGCUUACUGGCCACAGAAAGGGGCGCCGCCCGCAAAUACUGGAGGGUGGCAUCAGCAGAGUGUCUCGAAUGUGAGCACGUACAAUUAUCAGGGAUCAACAUAUCAGAGUGCGAAGAACCACAACAGGAACAACACAAAUGAUUAUUCUCAAUCAGUCAGAGGAAGCGACCGCGCCGGUGGUCAGGGCCUGCCAUUUAUAGGAGGUGCACCGCCACAGGCCCCUGGCGCCGAGAACAAUUCGCUCACGAGGAAAAACGCCGCGAUCCAUAGCAACAUGAACGAUCCUACGAAGACAAGCAAGAACGUUAGUCACGCCGAUUACAUCUUGUGGAAACACGGCUACACUUCACAUAGUAAGCAUGAUCAGAAGCUCCUGUACGAGGAGACGACGAAGAAGGACUACGAGGAGACGACGAAGAAGGACUACGAGGAGACGACGAAGAAGGACGACGGAAUCAACAACUACGACCCACCUCGUCGACAGUAUGACACAGCGAGGACGAAGGACAACAACAAUAACAACAAGAGCUACAACAAUCUGGCCAGGUUUAAACACCAGUAUGCUGACAAGCAUCUUCAGUAUGACAAUAUUACGAAAAAAAAGGAACAAGAUCAGGGGUACCUCAGUCGUCCAAAGGACGACUACCGCAGUCGUCCGAAGGAGGAUCGCUUUACUCGCCGCUCUAGAUCUCGUUCGAAACGACGCAUGUCAAAACGACGAUCUCGAGAACGCAAUGCCGACCGCUACAGCAGCAAUGCCGAUCGCUACAACAAACGUGACUACAACACUGAGGCAACAGGAUACAAUGCCGAGGGAGCGAGAGGAUACAACACCGAGACACGAGGAUACAACGCCGAGGCAAGAGGAACCUACAUUAAGGGGGAUGCCGAAUGCAUCAUUUCCAAAUGAGUCCUCUGGGGAAGAGAGAACAAAACUACUUUUUCUUUGAAAUCAUGAUUUUCUUGCGAUUGUACAGUUGUUAAGCUUAUUCUUCUUAGACGUAAAUGCGUAUCUCUCUCUCCCGCUAGUGUUAGCAGAUAGGAGGAAGCUUGACGAUAGUUACCCUUUUUCUCUUUUCUAUCUUCCUCUGGUCUUUCUUUUUAGGUCGGCUCCACCACGACUAUUAGGCUCGUCGCACAUACGAGGGGGAGCACGAAUUUCAGGCAGAUGUCUCUCUUUCAGAGUUCUAAUGAUUGAGGAAGCAAUCGCGGAGGAACUGGUCGCCGGGACAGCAGAGGACGUAGAGGAACUUCUAGGGAGCAACAUUACGACGUCGACUCGAAGAAAUACCAUCAUCAAUCUAGUAGUUACGACGACGACUCGAAGAAAUACCAUCGGUCGGGAGGCUUUUCCUCAUCUACUUCUGCAUGGGGUGGGGGUGUAG
This is a messenger RNA of Amoebophrya sp. A25, 2570 nucleotides long. Lineage: Eukaryota; Dinophyceae; Syndiniales; Amoebophryaceae. The record is from the annotation of a GenBank genome assembly.